AUGCAGAUCCGGCGAAACAAGGGCCGGUGGACCCACGAGGAGCACGCGGAGUUUCUCCGAGGCGUGGAGUUGUUCAAGCGCAGCGACUUGGAGGCCGUCGCGUCCAUGCUGCCCACCCGCACCAUUCUGCAGGUCAGGACCCACGCCCAGAAGUACUUCGACAAGGUCGACAAGGGCGAGCCGUUCCCCAACGAGCCCUACCCCAGCCAGUAUGAUCGUGCGGCGGGAAGAGCUGGGGUCGCCGCGGGCGCCUAUAUGUACAGCGCACCGAAGCACGAGCCGCAACAGAAGCAAGACCUACACCAUCUCCGCCGCCACCAGUUACGAGAGCAGCAGCACGCGGCGGGUUCUGCCGAAGCGUCGGGGUCACGACGGCCGCUCCUGGUAUCGCACAGCGAGGAGCAACAGCGAACGGCGGCGGCAGCAACGCCUGCGGGACCCCCGAAAGGCGGCGGCACGGGGGGAAAGUCCAUGUGGCUGCCUCACGCUGCUUGUACUCAGGCGUACGGUGACACGAGCGACGCCAACAACGUAGUAGCCGGUGGUAGAAGCGGCGGUGGCGUCCGCGUAAGCGGCGGCUCGUCGGGCCAGUCAUUGUUUCCCAACUGGAGUAACUCCGCUGGUGCAGCAGCUUGUGCUCCUGGUUGGUUCAGCGACAACAACGGUGACCCCAGCGGUGCAGCGCCGAUGCCGAUGCCGACGCCGAUGCCGGUGGCGCCUGACCUAAACCACGGCGGGGGUUUCGACGGCGGUAACUUCAAGCUCAACAGCAUGGCCUUCUGUCCGUCUGCGCGCUUCCUGGACGAGUUGCAAGGCAGCGGUGGGGACCCUGGGAAAGGCUUCGCGUAUGAUGAAAGCUUUCAGCAGCCUCAGGAGCAGGAGGAGAACUUCCCAGUCGGCGCAUUGGUGGACAUGCCGUUGGACAUGCUUUUGCUGUACGGCGAUUCCGGUGAUGGCGGCAGCGUCGCCGACGGCGACGGGGGCUGCGUGAACAUCGAUCUCGAGUUUGAUACGGUCAACGGCUUCGGCUUGCUGUAAGUUUCGUGGCAUCACUUCCUGGAUGGAUGGGGAUAUAUCCCAUGAAAUCGGAACUUACAGUCCCAGCCACGGUGAACGGUAUUGGUGCUUGUUAGACAGUAUUGAUGCUUGGUAAGACAAGAAUUGGUGCUUGUUGAGACAGUAUGGGUGCUUGGUAAGACAGUAUUGGUGCUUGAAAGACAGUAUUGGUGCUUGGUAAGACAGCGCAAGUUUCGGGUAAGGAACAAAUUCACAUGUGUAUUAGACGGGGGGGGGGGUCACGCUUUGUUUGUUUGUGCGACUCAAUCAUGUGGUGGAAUGCUGUGGCGUGGUUUGUUUUCGGGGACAGUGCUCUUGAUGUGGGUGUGGUGGAUGUGCAUGCCCUUUGUUCUACGGGCGAAGUGGUGGUGGUUUUUGCGCCGGUUUUUCGUGGAUUGAAGACGGCUUGGAACAACCACCACGUCGCCCGUUAAAAGAACAAACUGACUGCCCUUGUUGACGUUUUUAAUGGUGUACAUGCACACCCCCAGGAACCGUGAUGUUGUUGCCCAAAGGUUGUGUCGUACAACGUUUUUUUUCACGAUUUCACAACUCGUCGGUGUUGAUUAUAUUUUCUAUGAUCUAGUCGACUAUCCGAUAUAUUUUUCUUUUUAACUUUUUGGUGCUCGGUGAUCCUGAGGUCGUUGGUGCUGGGAUUCUUUUACUUUGGCUGAGGUUGUUUCCAUGUCACAAAAAGUUGCUAAUCUCUCCGUGUUGUUUACACCGUUUACUUGGUUUUCCUGCGUUUGUGACCGCCCCUCAGGUGGUUCUCUGGAUGAUCUGUUCUUGUGCGUGCCAUACAGUAUAUAUGUCUUUGCAUCAACCGUUUUAUUUUGGGUGUUGGACAAACAUCCUCUCAGGUUUCCAUUUGUCGUCGUGCUCAUAGUUUUCGGCGUGUAUCUUUGUUCUUUCAGCUUCUUUUCUAAACACAUCUAUCUGUCUUGCGGGAAACGCAUGCCUCUUGCCUCAGGCACUAAGCUUUGCCAACUGCGAUCCGUGGUUUUAGUGUAGUCCGAGUAGUCUGGUGAGUCGUCCGGGGAGCCCGGGGUAUUGGUGGUGGUUGUUCAUGGGAAAGAUUCGCACAACGGCGUUAAGUUGCAGCAACACCGGCGUUCGAUUGUCGAUUGAUCGUGAACAGAUCUUGGCUUAUUGCGCGUAUCAUAAGAAAAACUUGGGAUGGCCCCCCAUGUUGUUAUGACGCCGUCUGCGAGACGGAGCCCCGGUGCGUGCGUAUAUGAAGUGUCAAUUAAGGCUUUGCUAGUAAUAGUAGUGUGUUCGACCUGUUGGGCUUCAAACCGUCCAUGACGUGUUGAAUGUUGUUGGUCUCUGGGUGCGCUUGGAUACGUCAUGCCACAACCCCCCCCCACUCCCGUCGUUGAUAUAGCAGUUGCCAAUACCAAUACAAGUAGGAACUCUAGGAGGGGUAUCAGGGAGCAACGGAGUUUUGUUGCUGAGUCGUUAGACACUGGAUGAAUUGGCAGCAAACACUUUUGGCCUUUUGAUCUAGUCGAGUCUGGUUUCGUUACCCACCGCAGACAAGACCACGAGUUCUUUCUUUUUUUGCUCCAGUGGGUCGCUGUCGGGACUGUGUGAUGGUGUUUUUGUUUGUUUGGUAGGUGGUGUUUCUCUGUUUCUUUGGUGCGUUGCGUGCUCUCAUUAGCGUUUCGUUCGUUCUGGACGAAAAAAAUGUAAGUCGUAGGUGGAUGGAUUCGACGAAGGGUGGGUGUAGUUGCGGAGGUUUAUAUGUUGUUGUAGUUUGAUGGUGUGUAGUUCAUGUUUUCGUUUAUUUUGUGUAUGGUUUCACCACAUGGGGUCGGGGGUCCUUGCAGUGUUACCCGAAAGCACGAUCUCGGUUUGUUUGUUGGGUCUUUUCGACGAGACCUGUUUUGCGUGUUUUGAAGUACGCAGGCGCUUGUGUGAUACUUUUGAUUUGUUUUUUAACAACAGCUGCCACAGCAGUGGUUGGAACAAGAUAGGCAACAAACUCUGAGGGAGCGAAUAGAGUUUCUCCUCCCAGCUAUCUCGGGGGUGGGAGGCUAGAGGGGGAGAAGGCGCCGGCGAAUCCUGGCAAGAUAAGUAAAUUUAUGCACGAGGGAGGGAAGUCAUGGAGCGAUGUGUCGCCGGGUGCCAGUACGUCGAUCGGAGGUGGAAGUACUGCUGUGAGGUUUUGACCGCUGGGGCAAUGAAUGCACGGGUGCGGGCUUGAUGGGGUUCAUUGAGAGGGUGCAACGCGUGGUGGAUGGAUGAACGCUUGCCGCUGAACGCAAACCCGAAAACGUUGAGGCGUGAGGAUGCCUUGUGGCAGAGGCGCGCAUGCAUGUGGUGUGAUGGUGUUUGUGGGAGGGGUAAGGUUAAGUAAGGCAUGUACCAUGAAGUAGGCAUGGUGAAGGCUGAGAGUGUUCGCGAUGACGGGUGACCCCACGCUUCAGAGGAGUGGGGUGUGGGUCUUUAGAGCGGCGGGCAGGCAUAUCUACGUGUACCUGCAGACGAAGAAGGGCACCCAAGGCAUACAGCAUGUUGCCCGGCAUCUCAGACAAGAGGGGUCCCUUGAUGGUUAGAAGCGGUGCGGCGGGGGAUGUAGGUUGAUAGCGUAUCCAGUAAGUAGUGGGAGACGCGCCAGGUUCUGGUUAGUAAGUAAGGCUGUGCCGAACGUUCGUGUUUCACACAUAAUACGCACAUUUUUUUGUCCCCGCCCUCAGAAAACGCAGGCUGGGCAAAAGUCGACGUGUUUCUCUUGACACAUGCGUGUGUCCCCGUUCUAUGGCACAGUAGCCUCUUUUUUUGGCGCGAGAUUCGUUUCUGAUCUAUCUGUGGUUUUUUUAGGGCGAGAUUCUUGAUUGGGCACCGGUUGUCUUCUUUGUAGACUAUGCAUGUUCGAACCCGCCUCAACUCACUGACGGUGCGGCAAAAGCCAAACAGAAGUUGCGGUGUGCAGCAGGCGGUGUGGCAGAAUGUGGGACGAAUGACGUGAGAUGGCCUCUUUCGCGUGGUCGGAGAGUGAGGUGUUCUGUGGCUUGCGACGUGUUUGUUGGAGUGUUCGGCGUCUUGAUUUGCAGCGUUUCGGAGUUGGCCUGUUGGUGGUACAUCCACUGAGAAGAGGUUCCCGGCGUUCGUUGUAGGUGAGCGUGGGGGAAGUGCUGCUGCUGGUGCCUAGGACGGAGGGCAUCAUCAAACGAUAGACUUGCGUGAUUGGUUCUGUGUUUAUUGUUGCGUUUCAGUCUUGGUUGACAAUAACAAUGAAAAUACUACG
This is a messenger RNA of Ectocarpus siliculosus, 4306 nucleotides long. NCBI's taxonomy places the organism in Eukaryota, Phaeophyceae, Ectocarpales, Ectocarpaceae. The record is from the annotation of a GenBank genome assembly.